Molecule: messenger RNA, 2280 nt
Organism: Paramecium octaurelia
Lineage: Eukaryota; Ciliophora; Oligohymenophorea; Peniculida; Parameciidae
Source: the annotation of a GenBank genome assembly
AUGAUAGGAAAAAUUUCUUUUGAUGAGCGUGUUAAAGUAUCAUAUCAAUGUAAGUCAGAUAUAUAAUUUAACGGGAAAUUAGAAUAAGUAAUAUUCGAGAAAAAUAAAGGGAAAGCACUAACUGAAUUUAAUCACAGUUGUAUGCUUUAGAUUUUUGAACAUUCAGAAAAACCGUAAGGAAAUGGUAAUUAAUAAUUUGAUGUAAUAUAUAAUUGCUAGGAAUAAUUUCAAUCAUUAAGAUAGAUUUUAGAACGAGGUGUAAAAAAAUAAGAUAAAAUAGAAUAUUUUUUUAAAUUAUUGGAAUUGGCAAACGAUCUUAAAUAAUAAAAGAUGAUUCAUUUCAAUAUUAAACCUUCAAAUGUUAUAUUAUAUAAGGAUAGAUUUUACCUAAUUGAUUUUGGAUUCUUAAAAGAUAAACCUGCCGAUUUAAUAAUUUGUAUAAACUACAUUUAAAUCAAAGAGCAUGAUGAUGAACAGAAAAGAAAUUUAUAUCCUUAUUUAAAUGAUUAAUUUUUGAAAUAUAUCAAAGAAAAUAAUGGAGUAAAGGAAACAUUAUAAAACAUGUCAAAAGGUGACAUCGAAAAUAAUGAUAGAUAUGCAUUAGGAGUUAUGAUGUUUGAGUUAUUUGUGCCAUUAAAAAACAUAUAUCAAAAUUUUGAAAUAGAAACUUGCGCAAAUUAAAGGAAAAUAUAAUUAGGAAAGAUUUAUGAUGACUAAGAAGUCAAUGAAAAUAUUAUUAUUGAAUAAAUAAAAAAUAUCAUUUAGGACAUUCUAUUUAAAUAUGAACUUCCAUCUGAUAAUGAAGUUAUUAAAUUAAAAAAGAAUUUUUUGGAAUAUCAAAAAGGCUUAUAACCUGAAGAAAAACUCAAGCGUUAAUAUAGUUAAAAUUUAUCAUUGGAUUUUAAAGAAGAAAGUGAAAUCAAUGAGUUGAUUUAAUCAGAUAUAACUCUCUAAGAAAAAAUGAACUCAGACAAUAAAAACUAUAUAUCAAGUCUUAGAGAGAACAAUAUAUUGUAAUUUGAUCCUAAUCUAUUAUAUUAUUUAAAUAAACAAGAUCUCCAAUCUUACUAUUGUCAAAUUCAAAAUUUAAAACUUGAAGAACUGAAAAAUAAAACAUAGAAGAUUUUGGCUUUCUAUCAUAUGUCUUAUUAUAAAAUGUCAUCUGAAGUGGAAUUCUCUAAUUUAGGUUAAGAGGAUUAAUAUUACAUAUUGAAUUCUAUUUUAACAGAUUAUAAAAUGUUCGAGUAUAAAAUUUAAGAUAAAAUUUAAUUCUUAAAUUCUAUUUGGCCAAAGGAAUUUAAGUUUAAUCAAAUUAAUCGGGAGUUAACAAAAAAAAAAUAGUAAAUAUAGAAUAUAGAAUAAACAUAGGUAAUAAAAAUAACAUAAAGAACAGAUCAAGCAGAAUAAAGCUUUAUAUAAAAAUUAUAAAACACAAUUCCAAAUAUUAUGCGCUUUUUGGAAUAUGAACAUCUAUUAAAGUAGAAACAAAACAUUUAAGAAUUAAUAUAUGAGUUUGAAUAAAUCACAGAGUAAAUUAUAGGGUUUUAUUCUGCAAAAUUGAAGAAUCAAAAUGUAGUUUGGACUAUAUUUGAGAAUAUAGAAAAAUGCAAUAAAUUAUUUAUUGGAAAUAGCUAAUUUAGCUCUUUCGAAUAAGUUGAAGGGAGAAUUAUUGAAGAAACUUAGCACCAAAUUAUAGAUUAUUAAACUGUAAAAUAUAACAUUGAAUAUGAUAAUCAUUUUGGUGACAAAGUGGAAAUAUAUAUUUAUAAUAAAUCCAGGUUUAAGUUGAUUUCAUUUUAUAACGGAGGACUAGAAGGCAACAAAUAUUAAGGAAAAGGUUUGAUUAAAGAUUGGAUAAAUAACUAUGAGUAUGAUGGAUACUGGAAGUAAGGCAAAAAGCAUGGAUAAAAAGGAACAUUAAAAAUACUAAAUAAAGAAGUCUUACUAAAAAAUGAAUUUUCAGAAUUGGAUGUAGAGUAUUCAGAUGAUUAUCUAAAAUAUGGAAUAACCCCUAAUUCAUAAAAAAAAUCAUAUGAGAUAAAAUAUUAUUUUUAAGAAGCUUUGAAAGUCUAUAAAUAUAAAAAUGAAUGCAAUGGUAAGUGCAAAGGUAAGUGUAACGGUAAGUGCAAUAAUUCAUAUCUUGUAUGGUAUGACUGUUCUAAAUUGUGUAACAUAUUAGGUAGAAAAUUCUCUGAUUAGCUUCGUACAAUCAAGAAUUCACUUAAAAAUUGUAAGAAAGCAGGUGAAAGGUUGAAGACUAAUUCAAAUUGAAUUAUAAAU